AUGGAAAUUCCUUUGACAAGCAUAGACCAGGCACUUAACAUCGUUGCAUCGCUGGUGUGCAUGCAAGCAACGAAGUACGUUGAGCUGUCCCGUCCGCUCUAUCUGUGGACACUUCGUGUUCUGUACGUUGUAAGUCAGCUGUUGUUGUUCCUGUGCGUGCAUCUCAUCAAGAAGAGCAUAGUGCGGCAGAAUGACAGGCGGCUGGUGAAGGUGCCGCGCGAGCUGAAAUGGAACGAAGUGCCUGAGACAAGCGAGGAAGAGUUUGAAGAGAUAACUUACAGUGAGUACGAUACAAGGGAGGUUGGACGGCUCGUCAAGAGUGCGCUGUUUCAGGUUCCGAUCGUUUUGUUCUUGCAUCUUAAGUUUGGACUGCCGCAGCCGCUUGCGCUCCAGGCUAUUUCUAUCAUCAAAUCGUUCUUCCUUAAUCCACUGUUCAUCGCGCAUCUGAGACAUAAAAGCGUUUUGAGGCCUUUUGAUAAGAACGUGCUCUUUGGCAAGGCUAAGGAGACCAGCGAGGAGAGGAGAAAAAGAGAGGGUGAAACCGAAGAGGAGAGUAGGAAUGUGGAGGAAAAAGUGAAAGAUGUGACGGAUGGUAUUGUUGAUACAGAGAAGGAGACGAGUACGGUCAAGGAGCAAAGUAUUGAUAAGGAGGUGAAUGAGAACAGUAGCACGAAAAGGAGAGAGGAAUAAUUAAAUUAACUACAUUUAGUUAGUUGCUUAGAAAGGUCUAGUGCUGCACGGAGAUGGAUUGGUGGUAUUUUGCACAUCGUGGUUGGUUUGCCCACAAUUAUAGCAUAGGGUUGUGUAAACGGUGUAUGGCUGGGGUAGGUCUCCAAAGCGUACUUUACAACGUAUAGCAUGGUUAUUGAGCAUAGGUGUAAAUCACGUAGCUGACAAUUUAUCGUGUUCUGGCACCGCGCUCGUUUGGCAAAAUUAAGAGGAAAGUGCCCAGAAAAUUUAGUCGAAAAUUGUCAAUACGAUGAAUAAUUUUAUCUUUUUCUAUUGCAUUCUAACCUCAUGAAUCAACACAUCGUUACACUCAAUUAUUAAUUCGCUCACUUUACGUUCUUUUCUUGUGUUCCUAUACCACCCGUGUGCAACUGCAAAUUACGUAUCUUGAAUACUUCAAUUGACGGUGGCAGCACAGAAAUAAGACAUGAAUUACUGAAGAUUCGUAUUUUUAUAACCAGAUCUUCAAGCAGUCAUACAAUACUCGAUGGCUUAAGCGUGUGUUCAGCCAUCCAAUUUAUAUAUGCUAUGGACGGAUCGGUAAUGUUCGAUAGCUUGAGUUGUUGAUAUGUCCUAAAGAAGACCAUCAGCAAUGUGUUCCGCACAUAUGGAAUUCCAAGAAAUGUAGUAAUUAAUGGGCAGUUGAAAGAGCUCAUUUACGUUAUAAGGCUGCAAUAGAGUGCUAUAAUUUAGCAUGUGCCUUCACAACAUAGCCAUAUUAAUUUCUCCAUAAAUUACAUACCACACCAAAAGUGCUUAAUGAAAAGCGGAAGUAUGUUAAUGAAUCAUCAUAAAUUGUUGUCAUUAAAAGUUGAUUUUCUC
Vavraia culicis subsp. floridensis is the source of this 1551-nucleotide messenger RNA. RefSeq lists its product as uncharacterized. Bases 1 to 690 code for a protein of 229 amino acids. Gene Ontology annotation, biological process: protein targeting to ER. The transcript has a single exon. Lineage: Eukaryota; Fungi; Microsporidia; Pleistophoridae. Gene Ontology annotation, cellular component: mitochondrion; endoplasmic reticulum. The record is from RefSeq and is a predicted model, not a curated record.